Molecule: messenger RNA, 1539 nt
Organism: Callorhinchus milii (elephant shark)
Lineage: Eukaryota; Metazoa; Chordata; Chondrichthyes; Chimaeriformes; Callorhinchidae
Gene: cpox
Product: coproporphyrinogen oxidase
Exons: 7
Coding region: 14-1162 (382 amino acids)
Cellular component (GO): cytoplasm; mitochondrial intermembrane space
Molecular function (GO): coproporphyrinogen oxidase activity
Source: RefSeq, a predicted model, not a curated record
GAAGCGGUGGCUGAUGGCGGCCCUGUUGGGCGGCGGCGGGUUGGGGUUGGGGUUCGGUCUGCAACGGGCAGAGAUGUCGUCGUCGUCCUCGUCGUCGUCGGUGGUGGUGGAGGAGGAGGAGGAGAAGAAGAAGGAGGAGGAGGAGGAGGGGUCGGUCCCGGGGGAGGAGGAGCUGCUCCGGGGCUUCAUGUCCCGCCCGGUGACCGACCUGAAGCGGUUGACCCGGAGCCCCGGGGACCCGCGGGCCGCCAUGGAGCUGCUGAUCAUGGAGGUGCAGGGCGACGUGUGCCGGGCCCUGAGCCGACUGGAGGGCGGGAGGGCCUUCCGAGUGGACCGGUGGGAUCGGAAAGAAGGCGGCGGUGGCAUAAGCUGCGUGCUCCAGGAUGGAAAAGUGUUCGAGAAAGCCGGAGUCAACGUCUCGGUUGUGUUUGGUAACCUUUCGCAAGAAUCUGCUCAGCAGAUGAGAAGUCGGGGAAAGUCACUGAAAUCGAAAGAUGGCAAGCUGCCGUUCUGCGCAAUGGGAGUGAGUUCCGUGAUCCAUCCCAAGAACCCACACAUCCCCACCAUCCAUUUCAACUACCGAUACUUUGAGAUUGUGGAAGCAGACGGUAAGAAAGUUUGGUGGUUUGGUGGUGGUACUGACCUGACCCCCACCUACCUGGAUGAGGCUGAUGCUGUUCACUUUCACAAAACCCUGAAGGAGGCCUGCGACCAGCACAACCCAAAGUUUUACCCGGAUUUUAAAAAGUGGUGUGACGAUUACUUUGUGAUCAAGCACCGAGGGGAGCGGAGAGGUGUGGGCGGCAUCUUUUUCGAUGACUUGGACUCUUCCCCAAGAGAGGAGCUCCUCAGCUUUGUACGCAGCUGUGCCAAAGCCGUGGUUCCCUGUUACAUUCCCAUUGUGAAGAAACACCUGCAGGACCCCUUUACCCCGGAGGAAAAGGAGUGGCAGCAGCUUCGAAGAGGCAGGUACGUGGAAUUCAACCUGAUUUACGACCGAGGGACUAAGUUUGGCCUGGCAACUCCUGGAUCCAGGAUCGAGAGCAUCCUGAUGUCUCUGCCGCUCACGGCCAGGUGGGAAUACAUGAAAAAUCCUGCCAAGAACACGAGGGAAGCCAAGAUCCUGGAGGUGCUACGAACUCCCAAAGACUGGGUCCAUUAAUGGUGGCCUGCACUACACUGCACCAGACUAGAGUAAACCUCAACACAACCCACGUGUCUUCUUUGCUGCUGCAUUGUUUCGUAAAAUUACAAUGCGGGUGGUGGGGCGAUGGGGGGUGGGGGAUACUAAGCUCGAGUAUAAUUCAGCGUGUGAUGAUUGGGGGGUGAAGGGGGAAUCGUGUUAAGGGGAUCUGAUUUUUUUUUAAACCAUGCGUCCAGGUGCCUAAUAGGAAUAUACGUUUUAUUGUAAAUUACGCCAGGUUUAUAACGGCGUCCGUCUUGUCUGCUGACUUUUGGCUGCAUUCCAAAGCAAUCCCAAAUUUGCAAACCCUGUGUGCGUAUGUGUGUUUUUUUGGGGGGCGCCUAAGUUGGCGAAUC